This is a messenger RNA of Nymphaea colorata (pocket water lily), 4018 nucleotides long. RefSeq names its product pumilio homolog 5. Lineage: Eukaryota; Viridiplantae; Streptophyta; Magnoliopsida; Nymphaeales; Nymphaeaceae. Gene Ontology annotation, cellular component: cytoplasm. The record is from RefSeq and is a predicted model, not a curated record. Gene Ontology annotation, molecular function: mRNA binding. Gene Ontology annotation, biological process: post-transcriptional regulation of gene expression.
CGUUGGAUGGACGAAGGAUCGGACGGUCGAGGGGUGCAAUUUGGGUCCUCUCUCCCUUCUCCUUCCCCUGGUCUGUUCGCCGGAAACCCUGCACCGAUUACUAGUAGAGAGAGAGAGGGAGAGGGGGAGAGAGGGGAGUUAGGGUUUCGUCUUUGGAACGUGUUGGCAUGGGAAAAGAGAAAAUCUGUUUUUGUUAUUAUCAAGUGAAGCAAAGCUAAUUCAAACCCAUCUAGUAGCAGAUUUUUGGAGUCGCCAACUGCGGACAGUUCUCUUGAAGAGGGAGUUCGUUGGACUGUCCAGUUUUGCUUGCUCUGGAGUGGUUGGCCAAGAUAUCAUCAUUUGUGAUCCAAGAAUAUAGUUCUAAUUUCAUUCUUCAGAAAAAAAUAUGUAGUAUUUUAUCAAUACCGCAUGCAUCAUAUUUAUCUGCUUAUGUAAUCUAGAGUGCACAACAUCCACAUUCACUUUAACAUGCUUGAGAUGACAACUGAAAGUCCAGUGAGAUUAGUGGGAAAUGGAGGAGCUAGGACAUGGUCAUCUUCCAAAGAAAUGGCAGCCAUUACAUCUCCAUCAGAUAAUGUGGCUGCUGAGGAACUGGGAAUGCUUUUAAGAGGCCAUACGUUACAUCAGAGUGGGCAAGAUGGAGUUCCUAACCGAAGUGAGAGUGCUCCACCAAGUAUAGAGGGAUCAUUUGCUGUAUUUGGAGAACUUUUUGGGCAGCAGGACCCAAAUUCUAUUUUGGGGAGGAGUGGGCAGAGUUUAAGCACAACAAAUUUCUCUGAUUCAGAUGGACAAUACUACAAUGAUGCCGCAUAUGCAUCUUAUUAUUACUCUAAUAUCAAAUUGAAUCCAAGGUUACCUUUGCCUAUUGUUUCUUCAGACACUCGGCGACUGGUUGGCCGGCUCGGAGAUGGUAGGAAGUUUAGCACUUCUUUUGAUGACAGCAGUAAUAAAUCACUAUUCUUCUCUCGGUCAGUUCUUUCUACUCACAAGGAGGAGCCAGAGGAGGACAGAUCACCUGUUGGUAGUGUUACUAAACAGGUUUAUCCUGAUCCAGGAGAAAGGUCUAGGGCUUUAACAUCUGGACGAUCCCCAAAUUCAUCAGGACGCCAUAAAAGUCUGGUGGACUUGAUACAGGAGGACUUUCCUCGCACUCCUUCUCCUGUGUAUAAUCAACCUCGGUUAACUAAUGCAUCAUUUGAGGAAUCACCUAAUUCAGAUUCCCUUAGCUUAUUGCAUGAGCCUUCAUCAAAGGUACCAGAAGGUGGACACACAACUGCCUCUUUUCUGGGUGUAAAUGUCAUGGAAUCUACUUCGGAUGCAAAUGCUUUGCACUCAGUUCCUCAUCCAACUUCAUCAUCUCUGGACAAGCGAAUUCUGAUCUCAAGUUCUGGUGAUAUUGAUUUGAGCUGUUCAAAUUCAAGCGCAGAAGAUGCUUCACUCCUGAAUCAUGUCUCUAGUUCAGAAAUUGAUGAAGCACAGGCCUCCUUAAAGGGUUUAAAUAUCACCAACCUGCAAAAUGUGUCUGACUUUAAAAGACAGGAUGAACAAAGGGAUUCUCAAAUGCGCAAAGUAUCACCACAACAUGGCCUUAUGUCACAUGGACGAUCUUUUCAGUCUCAUGGGCCAGUCCAGGGAGAAAGCCGUGGCCAUGUGGGGGUGGGUCAGCCUUCACAUGGUAAUUACAAAGUCUCUCCUGCUCUUGUUCAAACGGUUGAAGUUCAGCCAGUUCUUCAGCCUAGCGGAAUGACUCCACAGUUAUAUGCAGCUGGGACUGCUUAUAUGGCUUCUGGAAACCCUCUCUAUCACAAUUUGCAACCAGCAAAUAUGUAUACUUCCCAGUACAAUGUGGGUGGGUAUGCAAUGAAUGCUGCUGUUCUGCCUCCCAUGGUGGCUGGGUAUGGUCCUCAAAAUAUCAUCCCUGUGACAUAUGAUGCCUCUGCUACUGCAAACUUCCAUGCUCGAGCUGCUGCUUCACCUUUGUCUCCGAACCUUGCUCUUGGGCUUGAUAUGCAGCAACUUUACAAGUAUAAUGGCCAGGUUGGAUUAGCACUGCAACCAUCAUAUGGAGAUCCUCUCUUUUAUUUGCCUUUGCCUACAGAUGACACCUAUGGUGCACGACCACAAUACAACCCUGUGGCACAUAGAAUUCCUACUGGAAACCAAAUUGAAUCUUUUGAUGCACAGAAAGUAUCUUCUCUUGCUGCAUAUAAUAUAGAUCAAAAGUCUCAGUUUUUGCAUCUAGGAGCGAUUAACACUCCAGAUCCUAGAAAAGGAGCCUUUGCUUCUACCAGUUAUUAUGGGACCCCGGGUGUGGGUCUCCUUCUGCCAUUUCCAGCAUCUUCCGUUGGCAGUCCAUCAUAUACAGGGAUGCCAGUGACUAGGGCAAACUUUAUUGCAAGACAAAGUGAUGAUACAAGACUUCCAGUGGUCUCUAACAGAAAUAUAGGAGCAUCUCCUGGCUGGCAGGGUUCAAGAGGAAAUGACAGAACUACAGAAAUGAAAUCUAGUUCCUUUCUUGAGGAGUUGAAGUCCAGUAAGACUCGUAGGUUUGGGUUAUCUGAUAUUGCUGGCCGUAUUGUUGAGUUCAGCACUGACCAACAUGGCAGUCGGUUUAUUCAACAAAAGUUAGAAAACUGCAGUCCUGAGGAGAAGGCAUCAGUUUUUGAAGAAGUUCUCCCUCAUGUUUCAGCAUUGAUGACAGAUGUCUUUGGAAAUUAUGUGAUUCAGAAGUUCUUUGAGCACGGGAAUGCAGAGCAGAGGAAAAAGCUUGCAGAUCAGCUCAUAGGCCAUGUUUUGCAAUUGAGCCUCCAGAUGUAUGGUUGUAGAGUAAUCCAGAAGGCUCUUGAAGUCAUUGAACUAGACCAGAAGACACAACUUGUCAUGGAACUUGACGGGCAUGUGUUACAAUGUGUCCGUGAUCAAAAUGGAAAUCAUGUGAUCCAGAAAUGUAUUGAAUGCCUGCCCAGUGAAAAGAUUGAAUUCAUCAUCUCUGCAUUUCAUGGCCAAGUUUUCACUCUUUCUAAACACCCUUACGGAUGCCGUGUUAUCCAGAGGAUUCUGGAACAUUGCACCAAUGGGAAACAAAGCCAGUGUAUAGUAGAUGAAAUUCUUGAAUCUGCAUAUGUGCUAGCUCAGGAUCAGUAUGGAAAUUAUGUCACACAGCAUGUGCUGGAGCGUGGAAAACCACAUGAAAGAAGUCAAAUUAUUAGUAAGCUGGCUGGUCAGAUUGUUCCGUUGAGCCAACAUAAAUUUGCAUCAAAUGUUAUAGAGAAAUGUUUGGAGCAUGGUGAUCUUACUGAACGGGAACGUUUGAUUGACGAAAUUCUUGGUCAGACUGAAGCAAACGACAAUUUGCUGAUGAUGAUGAAGGACCAAUUUGCAAAUUAUGUGGUUCAGAAGAUUCUUGAAAGAUCUACUGAUCAACAAAGGGAAGUGUUGCUUAACCGUAUUCGAGUGCAUCUGCAUGCCUUAAGGAAGUACACAUAUGGGAAACAUAUUGUUGCCCGAGUAGAACAACUUCUACAGAGUGAAGAAUUGUCUAAUUCCAGUUCAUAAACGUGCGUGAAAAAUAUCAUGGAUUGGCUUUUGCUUUCAAAUUCAAAUGGCAGAGUCGUGGAGGUGGUCAAAACUUGUUUAGCAGGAAUAGUGGCCUUUCGGAUAGAUUUGCUGAGUCUCUCAGCUUCUUAAUUGGUGUACCGGUUGGCACGUCUGUAAGUUGGCACGUCUGUAAAGUCAGUAAGGGGAGCUAUGUCGUGGUGUAAUUGUAACUAGUUAAUAAUAUGGUUAUGUACAGAUCAGAAUUCUGUAAAUCUCAUUUAGAAAGGUGAAUGUGUACGAAUCAGCAUUCCCUUAGAUUACCAAGCAUGAUGCAUCAUGCCUAUCAGUCAUCUUGUUCGUUUGUGAUGAUGAAAUUAUAUGUGGGUUGCUAAUGCGUUGGGUUGGCACUUGGCAGUCAUCUUUCUGUAUUGACAUUUCAACAUUUCAAUAGUGAAGCGCAAACGUUUAAAAUUUUGUUUUA